Messenger RNA from Bufo bufo (common toad), 954 nucleotides. Its product is annotated as taste receptor type 2 member 40-like. The transcript has a single exon. Gene Ontology annotation, biological process: sensory perception of taste; detection of chemical stimulus involved in sensory perception of bitter taste; G protein-coupled receptor signaling pathway. Bases 1 to 954 code for a protein of 317 amino acids. The record is from RefSeq and is a predicted model, not a curated record. Gene Ontology annotation, molecular function: bitter taste receptor activity; G protein-coupled receptor activity. Gene Ontology annotation, cellular component: membrane. NCBI's taxonomy places the organism in Eukaryota, Metazoa, Chordata, Amphibia, Anura, Bufonidae.
AUGUUACAGGUCCAGUAUUUGGUUCUGCUUAUCAUUGAUUCCCUGGCUUUGGUGACUUAUAUUCCUGGGAACAUAUUUAUUAUUUUUAAGAACAUUCAGGACUGGAUCAAGAACAGAAAACGUUCUCCUUUUCUCCAGCUCAUCCUUGGUGUCAGUGGGAUAAACAUUGCUCAAGGACUCUUAAAGUUUGCAUCAACCUUCUUUAUGACGACUAUUGAGAGUACAUUUUUAAGAAAGGUCUACAUGAUUGUCUGCUUGAUCCUUACGUCUUGUAACCUUUGGUUCUCCACCUGGCUUUGUAUAUAUUACUGCCUACAAACUGUUCAGAUAAAGCUCAAGUUUUAUUGCUCCUUACAGAAAACAUUUCAUAAGAUGGUCCCUUGGCUCCACACAUUAUCUAUCCUGGUGUCCUUAGUCAUGAGCAUCCCAUUUGCAUUGAAGACCUCAGAAGACCAGUCUUCAAAUAUAACAUUGUCUGCUUUACCAUCAAACGCAACUUUGACGAUUGCUGUUGAUGUUAAUGAAUUGAUAACAUUUAUAGCUUCAGUCUUAAAGCACAUUUCAUACCUGGUUUCAUCAUUGGGAUUCCUGCUUAUGUUCAGUUCCUCAAUGGCCAUCAUCCUCUCUCUUUGUUUGAACAUAAGGCACAUAAAACCAAAGGCUGGAUGCUCAAGACAUCAAGAUGCAGAAGCUUGUUUGAAGGCUUCAGUUCUUCAUCUGGAGGCAGCUAAAGCUGUAUCUUGUAUUGUAGGUGUUAAUGUAGUUUUAUGUGUUGCUGUUAACAUAUUGACCUCUGCAUCUGGGGGUGCUAUUUGGACAUUGGCAUUUUCCAUUGCAAAUACUAUUGUUCAAAUUCUUAGUUGUCUGAACCUGAUAAAAGGGCAAGUGAAUGUAAGUAAUGUGUCUAUUUGCUGCUUUUGUAAUAAGAAAAAUGUUAAUGAAAUUGAAAAUUGA